AUGGGCUUUUUUGGCAAGGAGCAUGCGCAUGGCAGCAAUAUAACUGGACAUGGAAAUGACGCGCAAAAUCAUGCUGCAAAAAAUGACGCCAUUCCAGACAUGGAUCUCUUAGAUCCCGAAAAGCAACCAGCUGAUAAUACGAAUAACGAUUCACAUACUGCGCUGCCCCAGGUGCAUUCCCCACGUAUAAGUAUUGACCCUGUGCUUGAGGCUCGUGUGGUACGCAAACUGGAUUUGCGGGUACCGACUCUUCUUGGCUUUUUGUACCUGCUCGCGCUCCUGGACAGGAGCAACAUCGGAAAUGCGCGAAUCGCAGGGAUGGAAGAGGACAUGUCCCUUCAUGGGAACAAAUAUCCAUGGCUUCUGACGAUAUUCUACAUAUCGUACACCCUGUUUGAGCCUCUUGCAUUAAUGUGGAAAAUCAUGCCUCCGCAUAGAUGGGCAGCCAUUACUGCCAUGACUUGGGGUAUUGCGGCAACAUGCCAGGCCGCUGCUCAGAACUGGUCUGGGUUGAUGGCUUUGCGCUUUAUCCUAGGCGCAGCAGAGGCAGGUUUUGGUCCGGGUUCUCCCUACCUGCUGUCUUUCUUCUACGGCCGGCGAGAGCUUGGCUUGCGCUGCGGAUUGUUCGUCUCCGCUGCGCCUUUGGCCAAUACGUUUGCCGGUGCGCUUGCAUACGGUAUCACGUCAGGACAUGCCCUACUAGCAAACUGGAGGCUAUUAUUCCUAGUUGAGGGAGCUCCAUCACUGGCGGCGGCAUUUCUUGCCUGGUACUUUUUGCCGGACCAUCCCUCUUCAGCCUGGUUUCUGACAGAGGAGGAGAAAGACGUUGCGCGAGCCCGGUCGCUUCGACGUAGCGGUGAAGGUGAGCGUGUUGGAGGCGUGGAUCUGAAAGAGAUUUUUCAGACUUUAUUCGAUGUGAAACCGUGGAUUACGGCGUUGAUGUACUUCAGUUGCAACGUGAGCUUUUCCUCGCUGCCGGUAUUCCUCCCGACAAUUCUAGAAGACAUGGGUUUUGAGUCGAUCAAUGCCCAAGGCUUGACUGCGCCGCCAUUCUUCGUCUCGUUUAUCUUCAGUAUCUUGACUACUUGGCUUGCUGAUCGAUUUCAACAACGCGGCCUGACGAUUGUCUUCUUUUCAUUGGUGGGAGCAGUGGGCUACGUUCUUCUUGCAGCUUGCACAUCCGUCGCAGUGCGCUAUUUCGGCGUAUUCCUGGCAGCUGCUGGGGUAUUCCCAUGCAUUGCAAACAUUCUUCCAUGGGUUCUGAAUAACCAAGGUUCUGAUAGCCGUCGCGGGAUGGGUAUCGUCAUUCUCAAUAUAAUCGGACAAUGCGGCCCUUUCCUAGGAACAAAUGUCUUUCCCAGCAGUGAUGGCCCUCGCUAUAUUCGUGGGCAGUCCAUUUGCGCGGCAUUUAUGUUCUUCAACGCCAUUCUUGCUCUCAGUCUGCGAUUCCUCCUCGCGUGGGAGAACAAACGCUUAGAAAAGAAAUACGGACCUCAAAGCCAGGCUACGAAUGCGCAGAAAGGACAGGUUAUUGGGGAGGAAAAUUACGGUUCUAGUUUCAGAUAUGUGCUGUAG
This is a messenger RNA of Aspergillus nidulans FGSC A4, 1575 nucleotides long. Its product is annotated as putative MFS transporter. Gene Ontology annotation, cellular component: membrane. The transcript is spliced from 6 exons. The coding region runs from base 1 to 1575 and encodes 524 amino acids. Gene Ontology annotation, biological process: transmembrane transport. The record is from RefSeq and is a predicted model, not a curated record. NCBI's taxonomy places the organism in Eukaryota, Fungi, Ascomycota, Eurotiomycetes, Eurotiales, Aspergillaceae. Gene Ontology annotation, molecular function: transmembrane transporter activity.